Penicillium coprophilum is the source of this 1101-nucleotide messenger RNA. RefSeq names its product map/microtubule affinity-regulating kinase. Gene Ontology annotation, biological process: protein phosphorylation; intracellular signal transduction. Gene Ontology annotation, molecular function: protein serine/threonine kinase activity; ATP binding. The transcript has a single exon. The record is from RefSeq and is a predicted model, not a curated record. Bases 1 to 1101 code for a protein of 366 amino acids. NCBI's taxonomy places the organism in Eukaryota, Fungi, Ascomycota, Eurotiomycetes, Eurotiales, Aspergillaceae.
AUGAGGGAGCUCGCUGCCAGGAUUCUUUCGAAAAUAUCGCCAAAGUAUAUCAUAUACGCCGUGGCCUUCAUCAUCCUAAUCUCAGCAUUUGGCGACCGCACAAGACCCCCUCCGUCAAAUCUGGCACAAUAUGGUGUGACUCAAAGAAUACAGGCCUCCGGGGCAACAGCGACAGUCUAUCACUAUAAAUUACCCAAUGGGACAUCGUACGCAGUGAAAGAGUUUCGGGGGAAACGACAAGGGGUAUCCGAAGAGGCCUACAUAGCCAGUGUCCACAACGAGGUUGCUAUUGCUGCACGCCUUCACCAUCCACGGCUACUGAAGAUCCUCGACUGCUUUCUUGAAAAUGGAACUUGGUAUACAGUUAUGCCGUAUGUGCCAACAACAUUAUUUGACAGAGCGAUGGGUAAUGGCACCGCCCUCACUCAUGAUGAAGUGGACUGUAUUUUCCGCCAGAUUGUGGAUGGGGUGGCUUACAGCCAUGACCAGGGGGUGGCCCACUUGGAUAUCAAACUCAACAACAUCCUACUCGAGAAUGAAACGGAUGUCAGACUGAUUGAUUUCGGCCAUUCUCAAUUCUUCAACAAUGCAAAAGAGGCGCGGGUUCAAGGUUGGUGGCGUACCUCGAUCCCAUCCCCAAUCUUACCAUGCAGAUGCAUAUGCAAUCCUGAUCCUGAUCCUGAAGCGACCUGUGAUAAGAAAAAUAACGUUCCAAUAGGGAGAUUCGGUACCCCACCAAAUGCGCCGCUGGAAGCAUAUCAGGCCAGUGCUUAUGAUCCAUUUCCCGCUGACGUGUGGGGUGUGGGGAUCAUCUAUUGUCAACUAAUUGCCCCAAAUGUGCCUUGGAAUAUGGCGGGCCAUGCCGACAAAUUUGCGAUGUUCUCCCCAUCCGUACCGCAGGGGCCGUCGCCACCCGACAUGAUUCAACUCCAAGCCACUGUGGAGAUGGUUCUCAAUCAUAUUCCAAUGCGCGCCCGCCCAUUAAUUGGGAGUAUGUUGCAAUCAAAUGCGAGCCACCGCGUCAGCAUGAGAGAAGCAUUAUCGGAUGGGUGGAUUCGUAGUCUGCGUCGCUGUGAGCUGGAUCUUGCCUCACAUCAUUGA